Messenger RNA from Sycon ciliatum, 2772 nucleotides. Its product is annotated as exocyst complex component 7-like. Gene Ontology annotation, molecular function: phosphatidylinositol-4,5-bisphosphate binding. Gene Ontology annotation, cellular component: exocyst. Gene Ontology annotation, biological process: exocytosis. The record is from RefSeq and is a predicted model, not a curated record. NCBI's taxonomy places the organism in Eukaryota, Metazoa, Porifera, Calcarea, Leucosolenida, Sycettidae. Bases 140 to 2191 code for a protein of 683 amino acids. The transcript is spliced from 29 exons.
AAUACUUUGCAAGAUUCUGGUUUCGGGUGCCUGGCCUUUGCCUUUGGUGGAUCGUUUGGAAUUUAUAUUACGAAACUGUAGUAAUGUCGUGUACUUGAGGUACACAGCAGCUAGAUCAGUAUCUUCGCGUCGUCGCAUAAUGGAGGAGUCGGUAGUAUCGCGCAGGCUGGAGUACGAGGAGAAACUCGAGCGGGACAGGCAAAACCUGCAGAACAUCAAGGAUGCUAUGGCUAAGAGUGCAGCGCUCAGCACCAACAUGGCAUCCAUUUUGAACUCAUUCGAGGAUCGUCUCCUGCGCCUUGAAAACAGCGUUCAGCCGGUUUAUCGUCGCACUCAGACUUUGACCAGGCUCCAGGACAAUGUAGCCAUCACCCUCCGUGAGCUGGGCAGCAUCGUUGAGUACCAUCAUGUUGCCGAUGAAGUUGACCAGCCUAUUCGUGAUGGGCCUAUCGUUGGCGACAUUGAGUCCUAUCUGAAGCUAAUGGAUCGUGUGGACAAGGCCAAGAGCUUCUUUCAAGAAAACAAUCCCGGGAGCAUGGAACUAGCAAACUCUGCGGAGACGUUCAAGAUCGGCGUAGAGAAGCUGCUCAAGGAAUUCCGUACGAUUCUACAGCAGAACGGAAAAACUGUCCCGGUGAAACUGAUGAUGGAUAUGGCAGCUGGUAAUGCUGAUGAUGAAAUUAUUGUGGAACAUCUGCCAGGUCGGAUCCAGGACACGCUGACAAAGAUUGCGAACUGGCUGGUGAACUCUGCAUUUAACACAGAGUUUCUUGCCGUAUACUUCCAGUCAAGAUCUACGCUGCUAAACCGCUCUAUGACGGCACUCCGAGAAGCUGUUCGGCAUGGCGGUGUAAAUCUUCCCACCAAGAAGCCAGCAUCAGCCAAAGACACACCACAGCGCCGUCCCGCCACCAACCUCUUUCGGAGAGAGCAGACUCAGCGGCCUCGCCGAAUGUCGCUCAGAGACAAGACGCACACGCCUACAGCAGCAUCUCGCAGUGCACAGGUACCACUCGAGGAGAGCUAUGUUGUGCCAACCGUCUUGGGAAAGGACUGGGGAAGCGUGGAAGGCACCUACGCCUUUGUGACUAGCUGCUCUGUUUUCUACCAGCUGUUGGUGAGCGAACGUCAACUGAUGCAGGCCAUCAUACCACCCCAGCACCAUAAAACCUGUUUUCAGCAAUUGCUCUCCACGCCGCUGGAUUUCUUCAUAGCGGAGGGAGAGAAUCUCAACAGUGCUGUGAAGAGAGUACUAUCCAGGAACGAUUACCAGGCGGUUCUGUCGGGUCUGAAGAUCCUUCAGCAUCUACAGCAACUCCUUCCUCAGUAUCAAGACUUGAUGAAGGGCUUGCAGGGAGAUCCAGCUAGUCGCAUCUCUGUACUCACAUCAUUGUUUGAGAACACGUGCCAUAAAUCUCUUAUGGAAUUCUGUGAUUACGUCAAGGCUGAUCCAGACAAGGUCUCUAACAUGCCCAAAGAUGGCACAGUGCAUGAGCUUACCAGCAGUACGAUAUCUUUCCUUCAACAAUGCAUGGAGCUCAAGGAUGUCAUCGGCAAGCUUCUUCUUCCUCAUGACGCAGCAGCGCAGGCAAGUCGAACAUGCGCACCAUCCCGCAAGGCUCUUGGCUCUUACUUCAACAAGGUACUGCAUGUCCUGACACAGAACCUGGAACACAAAUCAAAUUGCUACGAAAAUCCGGCACUGCAGACCAUCUUCCGUCUCAACAAUUUCCACUUCAUACACAAGUCUUUGACAAAGUCAACGGAUGUCUUGCUGGUGCUGGAGGAGAACACACCGGAUAUUGAGGACAACUACAAUGAUAUGGUUGGCAGGGAAAGAAUGAAGUACCAGAAAGUGUGGAGCAAAGCGUUAAAUUGUCUUAUGGUGUCCGAUCAGUUACCGAAGGAGACAAUGAGCAAAAGUGAGCGGGAAGGCGUGAAGGAGAAGUUCAAGGGAUUCAACACGGAGGUGGAUGACCUUUUCCGCAUUCAGCGCUCCUAUGCGAUUCCUGACGAAAGUCUCCGUGAAAGUGUUCGGCAGGAGAACAUUGAGUUGAUAGUCCCGUUCUACCGCACUCUCCUAGAAAGGUAUGGAAAUCUUCCAUUCACUAAGAACCCUAGCAAGUAUAUUCGCCAUCAGGUCACCGAUGUGGAAAGGAUCCUGCGCAGCUUCUUCGAUGCCUCUGCCUAAUACUAUUAGUGAGACUGCAGUAAUCAUGAAAAUAUUUGUACAUAAUAUUUUGUCCGGUUGAGUGCACAUGAAAGUUAUACACGUGUGGUCUAAAGAAGGCCUCUGCCUAGUUCAAUGUUCUAUUUACAAGCGGAAUCAGCUCUUUUCAGUAAAAUACAACCCAGUGCACAUACUAAUCUGUGUUGUUGAUUUUGACGUCAUGCCCAGCGGUGGCAUUGCUUGUGCUACCUGUGAGUGUCCCAUGCACUGAUCAUCGCCACCUCACCACAAUACUCCUGCUCAGUAGUCCAAGGAGUAGCACCAUUCUUAAGUACAAUGUAUCUCAACAUACUCUUCCGCAAUGCUGUUUUAGAUGGAUAAGCUGGUCUCUUCCCGGGUUUUCACUCCUUUUUUUAACCCAUUCUUCAAUGAUUCCUACCUGAACGCUCAUUAUCGCACACACUUUCAGGACCUAACCCCCCAUGUAAUGUAUCCGGUACGACCGGGUGCCAGGCCAUACUAAAUCAGGUCUAUUUGCUGCCUUCAACACAGUUCUUUUUUCUUCCUCUUUUCAAUAAAACCUUUUUUCACUUGUCUCAUUA